AUGGUUGAUACAACGACGGAAACAAUGGUUGACACAACCACCGAAACUGCCGUUGAUACAACAACGAUGGUUGAUACAACAACUGAAACAAUAACUGAAACAGCUUUUGAUACAACAACUGAACCAGUGACUGAAACUACAACAAGUGAAAUAUUUGUUGACACAGUAUUCGAUACUACAACCGAGCCAGGGAUUGAUUCAACGACGGCCUCAUUUACAGACUCUACAACUGAAUCGGUAGUCGAUACAACAUCUGUGGCUGACACAACUACAACGUCAGAUGUUACUACGGAAACAGCUGUGGAUUCAACUACCAUGUUUGACACAACGACUGCUGUAGACUGCUCAAUCUGCUGCGGUUCAUCGAAUAAUCAGCAAGGAAAUGCCAACACGAACAAUCAAGGAGCGGGUUCAACAAAUAAUCAAAAUGGAGAUGGUAACACAAACAACCAGCUGAACUGCGCAGCUUGUACCUGUACCACUACUUUUGCUACGUCAACAACAGAAGGAACGACAUUAGAAGUGACGUUUGAGAGCACCACUGCUGCUGACUCAACUACAACGUCAGAUGCUACAACAGAAACAACUGUGGAUUCAACUACCAUGUUUGACACAACGACUUCUGUAGACUGCUCAAUCUGCUGCGGUUCAUCGAAUAAUCAGCAAGGAAAUGCCAACACGAACAAUCAAGGAGCGGGUUCAACAAAUAAUCAAAAUGGAGAUGGUAACACAAACAACCAGCUGAACUGCGCAGCUUGUACCUGUACCACUACUUUUGCUACGUCAACAACAGAAGGAACGACAUUAGAAGUGACGUUUGAGAGCACCACUGCUGCUGACUCAACUACAACGUCAGAUGCUACAACAGAAACAACUGUGGAUUCAACUACCAUGUUUGACACAACGACUGCUGUAGACUGCUCAAUCUGCUGCGGUUCAUCGAAUAAUCAGCAAGGAAAUGCCAACACGAACAAUCAAGGAGCGGGUUCAACAAAUAAUCAAAAUGGAGAUGGUAACACAAACAACCAGCUGAACUGCGCAGCUUGUACCUGUACCACUACUUUUGCUACGUCAACAACAGAAGGAACGACAUUAGAAGUGACGUUUGAGAGCACCACUGCUGCUGACUCAACUACAACGUCAGAUGCUACAACAGAAACAACUGUGGAUUCAACUACCAUGUUUGACACAACGACUUCUGUAGACUGCUCAAUCUGCUGCGGUUCAUCGAAUAAUCAGCAAGGAAAUGCCAACACGAACAAUCAAGGAGCGGGUUCAACAAAUAAUCAAAAUGGAGAUGGUAACACAAACAACCAGCUGAACUGCGCAGCUUGUACCUGUACCACUACUUUUGCUACGUCAACAACAGAAGGAACGACAUUAGAAGUGACGUUUGAGAGCACCACUGCUGCUGACUCAACUACAACGUCAGAUGCUACAACAGAAACAACUGUGGAUUCAACUACUAUGUUUGACACAACGACCGCUGUAGACUGCGCGGUCUGUUGCGGUUCUUCGAAUAAUCAGCAAGGGAAUGGCAACACGAACACUCAAGGAGCGGGUUCAACAAAUAACCAAAAUGGAGAUGGCAACACAAACAAUCAGCUGAACUGCGCAGCUUGUACCUGUUCAACGACAAUUGAUACGACGACACCACAAGAAACGACAUUAGAAGUGACGUUCGAGAGCACGACUGCUGCUGACACAACUACAACGUCAGAUGCUACAACAGAAACAACUGUGGAUUCAACUACUAUGUUUGACACAACGACUGCUUUUGACUGUUCGCUCUGUUGCGGAUCAUCGAAUAAUCAGCAAGGAAACGCUGAACUGCGCAGCUUGUGCCUGCUCUACGAUACCAGAAGAAACAACAACAUUUGCUGUGACGUUCGAGAGCACAACAACUGUGGGUAA
Molecule: messenger RNA, 1914 nt
Organism: Uranotaenia lowii
Lineage: Eukaryota; Metazoa; Arthropoda; Insecta; Diptera; Culicidae
Exons: 8
Coding region: 1-1914 (637 amino acids)
Source: RefSeq, a predicted model, not a curated record